AGGCAGAAGUUAACAGAUUACAGAACCAGUUCUGCAAAAAACACAGGCAAAAAAUCCAAAAUAACCUUUAGAAAAAUCUAAAAUAUUGAAUUAUAAAUUGAAAUUGGAAGGAAACCAUGAAUUAUUUAAAUGAAAUCGAAGAUAUGAAUGCUUGUAAUCUUGUUAAUGUGAACUACAUAUAAAUAACAUGUUAGAACGAAAUAUGGGGGAAGUAAAUAAACAUUCAGAAUGGGAGUCCACAAAAGGUUUGAGAGAACCAAUAAAAGCUUUAGAGGACAAAUGGAAACUUGUUCCAUCAUUUUUGCAAAUUAAGGGAUUGGUUAAGCAGCACAUUGAUUCUUUCAAUUACUUUAUUAAUGUCGAAAUCAAGAAAAUUGUUCAAGCAAAUGAGAAAGUGUUUUGUGAUUCAGAUCCCUUGUUUUACAUUAAAUAUUUAAAUGCAUAUGUGGGAACACCAGAUUUAGAAGAGGGUUUUAGUGUCACAAAACCUACGACUCCACACGAGUGUCGGCUCAGGGACAUGACAUAUUCUGCACCAAUCACAGUGGACAUUGAAUAUAUCAGAGGCAACCAAAGGGUUAUCAAAAAUAAGCAACUCAUUGGGAGGAUGCCUCUAAUGCUGAGAUCUUCAAACUGUGUGUUGACAAACAAAUCAGAUUUUGAACUGGCUCAACUGAAUGAAUGCCCACAUGAUCCUGGUGGCUAUUUUAUUAUCAGAGGUCAAGAGAAAGUUAUAUUGAUCCAGGAGCAGCUUUCAAGGAACCGAAUGAUUGUGGAUGAGUUCAAAGGUGCUAUUCAGUGCCAAGUUACAAGUUCCACUCAUGAAAAGAAGACCAGAACAAAUGUCAUUGUAAAAAAUGGAAAAUAUGUUCUCAGGCAUAAUGCUCUAUCAGAUGAUAUACCAAUAGCAGUAGCAUUUAAAGCCAUGGGUAUUUGCAGUGACCAAGAAAUAAUGCAGCUUGUUGGCACGGAGGAUGCAUUUCUCAAGAAAAUGGCCCCCUGCAUUAUGGACUGUCACAAUUUGAAAAUUUUCACACAAAACCAAGCACUUGCAUAUAUUGGGACUAAGCUCAAGGUUAAACGGUUUCAGACAGCUAAUGCCAAGUUUCGAAGUCCAAUCGAUGAGGCUCGAGAUCUGUUAGCGACCACCAUCCUUGCUCACGUCGCUGUAGAGAACUUCAACUUUUAUGUCAAAGCCAUCUACUUGGCUAUCAUGGUGAAGAGAGUAAUAGAAGCUGAAAAUAGUAAAGCUGCUAUUGACGAUCCUGAUUACUACGGCAACAAGAGGCUAGAAUUAGCUGGCUCUUUGUUAGCUCUAAUGUUUGAAGAUCUGUUUAAAAGAUUUAACUGGGAGUUGAAGUCGAUAGCUGAUAAAAUAAUACCGAAAGUGAAAGCUGCGCCGUUUGACGUGGUGAAGCAUAUGAGACCAGAUUUAAUCGCUAAUGGCUUGUUCACAGCUAUUUCGAGUGGAAACUGGACAAUUAAAAGAUUUAAAAUGGAAAGACACGGAGUUACACAAGUUCUGAGUCGCCUGAGUUACAUAUCGGCUCUCGGUAUGAUGACGCGGGUGAAUUCGCAGUUCGAAAAGACGAGAAAGGUGUCCGGGCCCCGGUCCUUGCAGCCAUCACAGUGGGGAAUGCUCUGUCCCUCCGAUACGCCUGAAGGCGAGGCUUGUGGCCUCGUUAAGAAUUUAGCCCUCAUGACGCAUAUAACGACAGAAAGUUCCGAAGAGCCAAUAGCGAGGCUUGCGUGCAACGCAGGCGUUGAGGACGUCAGGCUUCUAGGCGGCGAAGAAAUCAACCAUCCUGCUGUUUAUAUGGUGUUCCUUAAUGGUAACAUCCUUGGUGUAACUAGGCAUUACAAGAAGUUAAUCAAAAUCUUCAGAAUGUUUCGUCGCCGCGGUCUUAUAUCAGCGUUUGUGUCCAUCUAUCCGAACCACAACCAAAGGACUGUGUACAUAUGCAGCGACGGCGGGAGGCUGUGCCGGCCGUACAUCAUCGUAGAGAAGGGCUACCCGCUGGUGCAGCAGGCACACAUCAAUGAGCUGAACAGAGGGAUCAGAAAGUUCCAAGACUUCCUCUCAGAUGGUUUGAUUGAGUACUUGGAUGUGAACGAGGAGAACGACAGUCACAUAGCGACAGUCGAGGGUGAGAUCGAUCCCUAUGUGACGACUCACCUCGAAAUAGAACCGUUCACUAUUCUGGGUGUAUGUGCAGGGCUGGUGCCAUAUCCACAUCAUAACCAGAGUCCGAGAAAUACGUAUCAGUGCGCUAUGGGCAAACAGGCUAUGGGUACUAUUGGUUACAAUCAAAAGAAUAGAAUAGACACGUUGAUGUACAAUUUGGUUUACCCUCAAUGUCCGAUGGUGAAAACAAAAACAAUAGAGCUGACCAAUUUCGAUAAAUUGCCCGCUGGGCAGAAUGCAACAGUUGCAGUGAUGAGUUACAGCGGCUACGACAUUGAAGACGCUUUGAUUUUAAACAGAGCCUCAAUCGAUCGGGGAUACGGUAGAUGUCUAGUCUAUAAAAGUGCCAAAACUAUUAUGAAGCGAUACAGUAAUCAGACCUCGGAUAGAAUCUUGGGUCCCUCCAGAGAUGCGAACACAGGGAAGGUUAUCAAAGCACAUGAAGUUUUAGACACUGAUGGUAUCGCUGCCCCCGGGGAAAUGGUCGAGAACCGACAAGUCCUUAUAAACAAACAGAUGCCGCCGGCCACGCUGAACCCGAUCAGCCAAGGACAACCACAACAGAUAGACUACAAGGAUGUACCCAUCACUUACAAAGGCCCAGUGGAGUCUUAUAUCGAAAAAGUAAUGGUCUCUUCGAAUUCUGAGGACGCGUUUUUGAUUAAAAUCCUGUUGAGACAGACCAGAGUUCCUGAGAUUGGCGACAAAUUCAGUUCACGACACGGUCAGAAAGGGGUGACAGGUCUGAUUGUGCAGCAGGAGGAUAUGCCGUUUAACGACCGCGGUAUUUGCCCGGAUAUGAUCAUGAAUCCUCACGGAUUUCCGUCGAGAAUGACAGUUGGGAAAACAAUUGAGCUAUUAGCUGGCAAAGCGGGAUUGAUGGAAGGCAAAUUUCAUUACGGCACGGCAUUCGGCGGCUCCAAAGUUCGGGACGUCUGCAAAGAGCUGGAAAAGCACGGCUACAACUACAACGGCAAAGAUAUCUUCUACUCGGGGCUAACAGGCGAGCCUCUGGAGGCCUACAUCUACUCCGGCCCUGUUUACUACCAGAAGCUGAAGCACAUGGUGCAGGACAAAAUGCACGCGCGAGCGCGAGGGCCGCGCGCGGUACUCACCCGCCAGCCCACGGAGGGCCGGUCGCGCGACGGGGGCCUGAGGCUGGGGGAAAUGGAGCGCGACUGUCUCAUUGGUUAUGGUGCCAGCAUGCUGCUGAUGGAGCGGCUGAUGCUGGCGUCGGACGCGUUUAGCGCGGACGUGUGCGGCGCGUGCGGGCGGCUGGCGGCGCGCGCCUGGUGCCACGCGUGCCGCUCGUCCGCAGUCUCCGCCGUGGAGAUGCCCUACGCCUGCAAGCUGCUGUUCCAGGAGCUCGCCUCCAUGAACAUCGUGCCCCGCCUCACUCUCAAGAAAUAUUGUUAGAUACUAAUUAAAUGCUUUGUGGUGAUUUA
Molecule: messenger RNA, 3630 nt
Organism: Maniola jurtina (meadow brown)
Lineage: Eukaryota; Metazoa; Arthropoda; Insecta; Lepidoptera; Nymphalidae
Gene: RpIII128
Product: DNA-directed RNA polymerase III subunit RPC2
Exons: 12
Coding region: 188-3601 (1137 amino acids)
Biological process (GO): DNA-templated transcription
Cellular component (GO): RNA polymerase III complex
Molecular function (GO): DNA-directed RNA polymerase activity; DNA binding; ribonucleoside binding
Source: RefSeq, a predicted model, not a curated record